Molecule: messenger RNA, 240 nt
Organism: Peronospora matthiolae
Lineage: Eukaryota; Oomycota; Peronosporomycetes; Peronosporales; Peronosporaceae
Source: the annotation of a GenBank genome assembly
AUGUACGAAGGGAUUGACAACCUGAAAUCCCUUUACGACCGUGCCGGGAAGACUUUCUCCGGCGGUCCUUCUGCGGCACAGGAUGUGCCGCGUCGUACUGCUCAACCAGACCCAGUACGUCAACCAUCAAUUGGGAGCGGGGCUCCCAAGAAUCCCAGGACGGGGGAUAGCCGCGCCACCGGACGAGAUAAUCGUCCGACGUCCGUUCGCGUCGCGGUGGUUCAACAGCUGCUCAACUAG